AUGGCUAGUUCAAGGAAGCUAAGUUGUGUUCUGUUGAUGAUUGUUCUUGCAUUGUUUGCUGUGAGUGCAAAAGCAAGAGUGAUUGAUGAGUACUCAACAGUGAGCAGAAAGAUUAAUGGGAAAGUUGGGGUACGUGAAUUGAUCAACAAUAUAAGAAAUGGUGAGUGGCACCAAAAGAGAUCAAUGCUUGGUGGAAGGUUGGAAAGAGUUUCACCAGCAGGGCCAGAUCCUCAACAUCACUAG
Messenger RNA from Vigna radiata var. radiata (mung bean), 243 nucleotides. RefSeq names its product CLAVATA3/ESR (CLE)-related protein 5-like. NCBI's taxonomy places the organism in Eukaryota, Viridiplantae, Streptophyta, Magnoliopsida, Fabales, Fabaceae. The record is from RefSeq and is a predicted model, not a curated record. The transcript has a single exon. Bases 1 to 243 code for a protein of 80 amino acids.